Messenger RNA from Prorocentrum cordatum, 1165 nucleotides. NCBI's taxonomy places the organism in Eukaryota, Dinophyceae, Prorocentrales, Prorocentraceae. The record is from the annotation of a GenBank genome assembly.
AGGGUGAAGAGGCCGUAAUUGGCCUCAGGCCGCGCCCGCUGGCGGAAAGUUCCCCGGGGGGGGCGCGAUGGCGUCCCUGAGCGGAGAGGCUUCGGCGGAGGCGGAGCCCAGCGACGGCGGUGUAGCCCUGACUGUGAUCGGGCUGUCUCGCGGGGCGUCAUCGUGGACGUGGUCGUGCAGAGCUCCGACACCGUCCGCGGGGUGAAGCAGCGCCUCUUUGAGCUGCGCCCGUCGUCGCCGCCGCGCUGGCAGCGGCUGGUGCUUGGCGGCCGGGUGCUCCAGGACGGCGAGCUCGUCGGCUCCCUCGAGAUCUGCGCCGGUGGCGUGACGCUGCAGCUGCUGUCCUUCGUGCAGGCGCGCGACCUGCUCGAAAGCGAUGCAGAGGUGGCUGGCUGUGCGCGCGAGGCGCUGGGGCACAUGACCGCGGCCGCCGCCCGCCCGCACCUGGCGGGGCUGCUCGAGGACUCGGAUGGCAGGAGGCUUCCCGCCGCGGCGGCGGCGGACGUGCUUCACCACGCGGCUGCGGCUGCGGCACCCGCGCGCGAGCGGGCGGCUCGGGUGCGGCUGCGGCACGCCGGGGUGCGGCUGCGGCACGGAGGUGCUGCGGGCGGCGCUGUUACCGCUGGCGGUCGAGCGGCUCCUUGAGGGGGAGGCGCGCCGUCUGGUGCCCCUCUUCGAGUGGCUCGGCGACGAAGCCGUGCCGCGCCUCGUUGCCCGGCUCGGCCUGCUUGACCGGCCGCUGGCGCCGCCGGCGCGGGGCGCGGCGGAGCAGCUCCGCAAGCACGACUCCGCGCGAGUGCGGCUGGCCGCACGGGCCGCCCUCGACGGCCGUGGCACGCACUCCUCGGCCGCCAGGGUUGAGGAGCUGGCGUCCCUGCGCGCGGGGCUGCGCCGGAGCGCGGCGGCCGCUGCCACGCCGGAGGAGCGCGCCGCGCUGGAGGAGCUCGCCGCCGCCUUCUCGGAGAAGCUGCGGGACCUGGCCGACCGCGGCGAGAGCGCCAAGGCCUGCUACGCGGCGCGCCGCGCGCUGAGGCGCUGAGGCGCCGAGGCGCCGCGCGUGGCGAGGCCGCCUGCUGCGGGUCGGCCUUCCUACCUUCGAUCCUCGAGGGCUUCUCCGAUGCCCGGCCCUUGGUCCCCUUCGGUCCUCGGCCCUCUUCGAUCCUCG